Messenger RNA from Arachis ipaensis, 978 nucleotides. The record is from RefSeq and is a predicted model, not a curated record. NCBI's taxonomy places the organism in Eukaryota, Viridiplantae, Streptophyta, Magnoliopsida, Fabales, Fabaceae.
AUGGCGGCAAUGGCGAAUCUCGCUAACAACAUGGAAGCUAAUGCUGUUGCGACUCUGCAGGCUGUGCAGAGAUUGGGCCAACCGACUGGGAAUGGCAACGAAAAUAGGAAUGGCGAGGGGAAUGCCAAUGAUAAUGCUGAGGGUAACGACAAUAACACGGGAGGAGUUCCGAUGACCUUGGCGACGUUCCUCAAGGUGUUCCAAACGGCUUUCUAUAAGAAAUACUUCCCUGAGUCUGCAAGGGAAGCAAAAGAGAUGGAGCUAAUGCAGCUGAAGCAAGGUUCCAUGUCUGUGGCAGAGUACACCAACAAGUUCGAAGAGCUUUGUAGGUCUUCUCGAGUGUGUCAGGGUGACCCGGAGACUUACGAGAGUUGGAGAUGCGUUAAGUACCAGAGGGGUUUGAAGGACAACAUUAUGACUGCUGUGGCUCCUAUGGAGAUCCGUGUCUUUUCCGACUUGGUGAAUAAGGCUAGAGUAGUGGAGGAGUAUGCCAAGACCGUGGCGGCAUCUAAGGACACUCAUGGAGGGAGCUCUAGUCAGGGGGCGUGGCAAGUAUUUUCAUCCGAGAGGACAAAGCUUCUAGAGAGGAGGAUAUGUGCCUCAAGGCCAAGGGGGCUUCAGAAAGAACAAUCAGAAUCAGUUUCAAUUGGUUUAGGUGGUUGCUUCAAGUGUGGGUUGCCUGGCCACAUUGCGAGGGAUUGCCCUCAUGGGAGGAAUCAGAAUGCGGGCCAGAGUCAGCAUCAAGGUCGAGUCUUUGCUGUGAAUGCCAAGGAUGCUUCCAAGGCAGAUCCACUUAUGAGAGGUAUAUGUCUAAUUGCUGAUAAAUCCUUAGUUGCAUUAUAUGAUACUGGAGCUUCGCAUUCAUUUAUUUCAUUUGCUAAAGUUGAGAAAUUAGGAUUGAAAGUGUCAAAGUUACCUUUUGAUCUGCAUGUGCAUACUCCGCAUCAAACAGUUAUGACUAGGUCAGGUUGUAAAUAA